UGACGAUGGCCCUGAGCUUUGCAAGGAUUUGGAAUUUCCAGUGUACCGACAUUGUAGAGGACCUCUUUGCCCGGUCCAGAGAUGCGGAACUCCACCGACACGAAGAGUACGCAGCAGCUGUGGCGGUUCAGAAGGUGUGGAGGGGAUAUGUCGUUCGUCGACGCAUGCAGAAGCUAAACACAAAUGCAACGACAAUUCAACGCUAUUGGCGCGGACAUCUCGGUCGCAAUUUCCUCGAACGUCUCGUCAUUGAACGAAAUAGGAAAAAGCGGAUGAUGCAUUACUACGCUAUGGCCGUGCGAAUACAGAAAACAUGGCGAGGGUACUACAGCCGUAAAUACAAAUUUCAUUAUUACCAGCGAAAGGCUUACAUUGAAAAUGUGAAAGAAAAGAUAAACACCAUACGAGAGCAACUAGCGGCCCACUGUAUCGCCCAACGCCAGGCCGACUGGGAGCACAGGCAAGCAACAGCUGCAGCCAUUCUCGAUCGAUUGGCUGGCAACAGACAUCAUUUAGUGGGCACCCAGCACGUUCCCGGCGUAUACGCAGAUGACGGUGGGAAGAAAGCACGGCUUAGCAUGACAGCAGUGGGCCACGCAACGCAGGAGGACGUUGAAGGUGGAAAACCAGCAGACUUGGAGGAAUAUAAUAUGGAAGAUCAAGUACAAGAGCCAGAGGAGGAAAAUAGAAGUUCGAAGUGCCACCAACGGCAAUCAUCUACUUUUCGCUCCUCGCAGGCACGCCGUCAUCAGCUGCUUCCACCGCUUUAUAUUCCUGAAGAAAACCUCAAGGACAAUGAUGCGCUGAGAAAAUGGUUAAGAGAACAUGUGGGCCUACAGAGACUCAAGGGAAAGCCAAUGAGGAGACCAGUAGAAGAAGAACAGGCGGAGUCCCAGUCCAAGCAACCGCAAGGACCGUUCCUGCCCCGGCAAAAACUGGAGAGAAUCCUGCGAAAGCCAUUACGGCCAUCCUUGCGUGUGGAAACAGACUUUUACGAUACCUCUAAUGCUCAGAAGCAGGAGCGAAGACGACGAGAAGGUCUGAAAGUUUCUGACAAAGUAUUCACUGUCGUCCAACGGGUCGAGCAUCCACAUCCGGAUUAUUUUCAUGACGGCGAUCCUUAUUCGAUGGUAUCGUACGGCGGCAAAAAAGGCUUUCGGGGACAUGCGGACAAAACACAUCAUGGGAGGGAGUUCCGCAACAUUGUGCGGCCUGUUGCGUUAUUUGAUGAGCUGGCCAACGAUCUAUGAGUGUACAGAUGUAACAAUAAUUUCAUCCAAUAUCUUACAUUUCCAC
Spizellomyces punctatus DAOM BR117 is the source of this 1296-nucleotide messenger RNA. RefSeq lists its product as uncharacterized. NCBI's taxonomy places the organism in Eukaryota, Fungi, Chytridiomycota, Chytridiomycetes, Spizellomycetales, Spizellomycetaceae. The transcript is spliced from 8 exons. Gene Ontology annotation, molecular function: protein binding. The coding region runs from base 6 to 1250 and encodes 414 amino acids. Gene Ontology annotation, cellular component: spindle pole. Gene Ontology annotation, biological process: mitotic cell cycle; spindle organization; establishment of meiotic spindle localization. The record is from RefSeq and is a predicted model, not a curated record.